Messenger RNA from Aspergillus bombycis, 8643 nucleotides. RefSeq names its product DNA-binding protein kinase TEL1 (gene atmA). Gene Ontology annotation, molecular function: protein serine/threonine kinase activity; protein binding. Gene Ontology annotation, biological process: DNA repair. The record is from RefSeq and is a predicted model, not a curated record. NCBI's taxonomy places the organism in Eukaryota, Fungi, Ascomycota, Eurotiomycetes, Eurotiales, Aspergillaceae. Bases 1 to 8643 code for a protein of 2880 amino acids. The transcript is spliced from 10 exons.
AUGGCGGAAAUCACUCUGGAUAGGACUCUGGUGCUUCUGUCAUCCGAGAAGCAAAAAGAGCGUUCUGAUGGUCUAGCUGAUUUGAAGCAUAUACUCCAACAAAAUAAACGGAACUCAAAACUGAGUUCCCUGAAUGACAAAGCUUGUCAUAAAAUCUUUGAGUCACUGUUCCGAUUCAUCUCGUCAGAGAAAUCUCUGUAUAAUCGAGCAAAUUCUAAGGGCCCAUCUGCGUCUCGCUUAUCAACAUGCGCAUCUGUUCUGCGAUUAGCUGUUGACGCCCUUCUGCAUAACUUGCGGGCCAAGUCUGUUCGUGCGGUUGUUGAUCAUAUAACCGAAACUUUGCAGGACCCAGGAAGUAGUCUGUUUGAGCUUCUCGGUGUGGAUUAUACAAAAUGCUUGACUGCAUUGCUAAAUUAUCCUCCACAUGUCGAACAUCUGGGGGCCAGUGAAUGGCAGAAGCUUAUGGAUUUUUGUCUAAAGAUCUUGAAGACCCAAGAUUAUGAGGACGACCGUGCGCAUACCGGGAGCGAUUCUCGGUCCACUUUGGAUAACUUCUUGGGAGCUGGAGGUACUCCCACACCGUCCAGAUCGACGCCAACACUAACUGUCAGAGAGAAAUCCAAAGGCGAUAAGAGUGCAAUCAGCGAGGCCGUAGUCUGUAUUCAGCUGCUAACGGCAAGCGUUAAUGCUCCAGUUCAAGAGCCCGCCGCGAAUAUACUUCAUGGGCUAGUGGGUUAUGUCAAGUCGUCGCAUAUCGCGGGAAGUGGACACCAAAGCGCAUUCAAUAGCAUUAAUUCGGUCAUCAUGAGGGUGUUAUCUGACAAGUCAGAGCUUGUCCAGAGCAUACUGCUGGACUUAAUACCCGUAAUUUGUCACCUGUGGGCUACCAAACUCGUAGGGUUGAAAGAUGAAUUGCUUGUCACCAUCAUGCUCUGCAUUGUCCUCUUGACCGCAGCGACUCGACAGGAGCCAUCGGAGCUGUUGAACCGCUCUAUUGAAGAUCUCUUGGGUGCCCUGUACAAAGAGUAUAUCAAGCGUCCAGAAAAGGAUAUCCUACAGGUUGAUGAGUUGGUUUUCCAUCAGAAAACUUCGGCGGCGGUGGAUAAGAUCUUGAUAUGGCCCCGUCUUGAAUCUGGCAGAUCAGAGCACAAUUGGACCGUGAUCUGGGCUAUAGCUAACCUUGUGGAUUUAUCAGAAGAGAUAACUGCGCGAUUGUCGUCGCCACAUGAAAUUCACCGUGAUUGCGCUUCAUCUUCAGGUACCAGAAGAAUCUGCGCUCUGCAAUUGAUUCCGCUUCUCCCCAAGUACCAUGCUAGUGGCGAUUCAAAGUCAUCGCUACUUCUACGGUUAAUACCAAACAUACUCGACGAUAAUGGCAUACUAGCAUCCUGGACAAUGAUCACUAUUUCAAGCCUUGCUGGGAGUCCUAACGCAGACUCGCCCACAUUAAGGGCAAUUUGGCAACAGGCUUGGGAGCUCACAUGCCGUGCCUCAACUUCCCAGGCUACUUCUAGGGCAUCUUGUAUUCUCAUGAAUAGCAUUCUUGAGUUCAACCUUUUGGAAUAUUCGACAGUCGUGGAGGCCACGAACUCGAUGCUUACAUCUGUCAAUCUAAACGGCCCAUCUACGGUGUCCGAUGCAUCAUUGGCUUUAUGGGCCACAACAACUCGAAUGACUGCGCAGAUAAAUCCAGGAUCCCUUCCAAAUGCCUCAAAACAGAUAUGCACCUGGCUUCGAGAGGUUUGGGUUAUUGGAACGGCAACUGAUCGGACACAGCUAGCUCAACUUGCUUCAUUCGCCCGGCCCUUGGACCUCUUAAACCUUCUUUUAGCCUGCACUAAUAGGCAUUAUAUCCCGCCCAAACCUCAGUUCAGAGGAGCAACGAGUCUCAUUGCCAAAGGCUGGUAUUUUCUUCACAGGAGCAAACAACUGCUGAAUUACCUAUUUCAACUCAAAGGUACAUUGGAUUUUGAUAUGUGGGAUACUGAUGAUACUAUCCAUUUGGAGACAUUUUCACGACAAGAUCCAAAUGACAACAUGGUUCUGGAUCUCUUGCAGGCAAAAUCCGAAAUGUUCUUGCAAGCCUUCCAAUCAUUAUAUGAGGAUAAAUCACAUCAUAUAACGGUGGACAUCGUGCAGAUAGUUGCGUCUUUCUGUAUUCUCGUUGCUCUUUACACGGAAUGUCUGCCGCACCAAUCUGCAUCAAAACUCCAAAACUUACAGCAGAAUAGCGAGCGUCUAUGGGAGAUUAUAUGCACCUUCCUGGCCUCUCACGAACAUGAAUUCGUUCAAGGUUGUCUGGUAGUAUUGUCGCCUUUCCUUGAUCCUGAACAGUUAUCGUUCAAUCCUGACUCAACGGUCUCAAAGGCUCUGCUCAGGCUUGUCCUUCCAUUAGCGAGCCUUUUAGAAGCCUAUAGAAGAUGUCAGAGAGAGAAUUUGGCUCCCCAUAACGGGGAGCCUAUGGAUUUGGACGAUACUCUAUUCAAUUCAAAAGAUCGGCUGGCGGAGGUCACCUCAAUCAUCAAGUCCAAGAGAGAAGCGCUACCCUUAUUCCAGGAGUUUUCCUCCUUCCAGCGGUGUACUACUAUUCAGCUCUCUGUUUUACAGAAAACCCACGCACUUUUGAACAACCGCGAUCAACCUUCCAGUAGGGCUCUGGUUGAAUACUUGAUCGAUUUAGACGAAGUUGAUAUCUUAGCCGCGGGGAACUUUUUACCUCACGUCUACCGUGCAAUUUCUGGAAUGGGCCGGACUUCGUUGCUCGACAUCCUUGAAGACCUGGCUGAAAAGUGCCUACAGACUUAUGAAUUGGAGCGCUGUGAAGCCUCUCACUUCCUUUGUAUUCAUAUGAUGCAUAGCUUUGUCAAAGCAUGGGUCAACCCGGAAGAUGAUAAUCUCAGUGAUUCAGCAUCAGAUAUCUAUACAUGGCUCAGAGACGUUUUAUUGGCAAAAGACAUGGCAUCGCCUUCCGUUCUCGUUAUGUUCAGUGAACUCCUAGUGGGUGUCAUCAAUACCAACGCCUCGUACUCCAGCGGUGAAUCGAGCACAUCUCCACGAACAAGCCUUCUGCAGAUUUUAGAGAAGGGCAGCAUACCAGUUAAAUUUGAUGUUGGAAAUCUGAUUCCCCGACUAUUUGGCCUGUAUUCACUAAAUGAUCAUGAUGCCAUAUUCAACGACGUGCUGAGACACCUUCCCAAAGAGUCCGAUUGGGUAGAAGGCAUCGCCCUUCGUUUGUUCAUAUUAGGACAAUUAGCUUCACGAUGGCAUACUUUACUCCGCAGAAGCAUUUACCACAUGUUCGAAACCCCGGCACAUGUACCUCAUUCACUUCAGUAUGCUGAGAAGUGCAUAAGUGGUGUUGCCAAUACGCUUGGACUCAAAGAUGCGAAAGCGCUCUUUCGGCUAUUUUCUUCCCAGAUCCUCUAUACCUGGACUGAGCAGGAAUCAAUUACAGUCAUGCCUUUCACUAUAUUUGGAUAUGCAAGUAUCAAGGACAUGUUAAGCGAUGUUCAAGACGAACUUGUCGGUCAAAUUAUCAUGCGUGCGCGGGAGGAUGAGGAGAUGGAAAUGUCAAAGCACAUGGGAAAGCCUUUCGUUGAACUUUUAGCGACAUCUUUCUACAAGGCGGAGGCCUAUAGCAUCGCCCGAGAUAUCAGUACUCCUCCUGGGCAAGGUAGCCAGCCUAAAGGUGUCGAAACACGGCUGAAAAAAAUGCUAGGGACUGAACGUUUCAGGGAUUUGAUUGAUCAGCAAUUUCCACAGACAAUAGCAGCUUUCUUCGGGUCCCUUGAUCAAUAUGAACAGGUCGAAAGAGCCCUCUCAAAACGUGCAAAAUUCCAGUAUGCCCUCGAUUGUCUAAGGUGCAUCCUCGGUAAAAGUGCUUCAAAAAUCGUUCUCCCUGCAAAUCAGCAACCCUCGUUCAGGGCUCGCUACCUCAUUGAUGAGUUAGAAUUCCUCUGUAAGCGCAGCGGGUAUGAACUCGAGACAAUCUGGACACCUACACUAGCUUCUUAUGUUUGCCGAAGUCUCUUGGAAUCGAUUCACCCCGCGCUUGGUUCUUUCCACGCCUGUUCUGUAAUCCGGAAGGUCAGGGUACUACUUUGCGUGGCUGGAUCUGUUAUGCUCAGAGACUAUCCAUUCGAGAUGGCCCUCCACGCCAUGCUACCGUUCCUGGUGGAUAUAUAUUGCUCAGAAGAUGCAUUAGGAAUCUUCUGGUAUCUCUUGGAAGCUGGUCAGCCUUAUCUGACAGAGACUCCCGGACUCAUGGCUGGAGUCACGGUCUCCACAUUGCUGUCCUUGAAAAGGUUUUUGGCAUCUCCCCCGGCUGAUACAGCUCAACAGAGUCAGUCAAGAAUAGUAAUAGCGAAUAUUGAAAGGUUUCUUCAGUGGCUUGGGGAGUAUAUAAAUACCUACGAGUCCUCCUUGGAUGCAGAAACACGAGAAUCGUUUCGCCGGGUGGUAAAGUCUUCAAAGGCCACCUGCACUGCUGGGUCGCAUUCAAAUGACACUAAUGAACGUGAUGUAAUCCUGGGAAUUCUUGAUGAUCGGAGCUCUCAGAAAAGCCUCUUGAGCAAGCCUGUCUCCGACCAUGUCAUAGCACUGCUCUGUGCUGACUCCGAGGAACCGCUUGAAAACUAUCACAAAUUAAAUGAGCCCGACAGGGACGCAACUUCUAAUAUCGUUGCUGUCUACCAAACUCUACAAAAUUUCAGCACCGGAUCUGGAUACAGACUGUGGGCUGCGAAAGUCAUUGGGCGUGCUUUUGCUACUACAGGCAAAGUUAGUGACACCCUUCUCAGGGAGCAAGAUCUGUCUCUUUUCAAAUCUCAAUUACCCGACUUGCGCUUAGAUGUCCACUGUUAUUCUAAAGCUAGCAUACUUCAAGAACUAUGCAACAUGCUACAAAACAACAGCUAUCUGGAGGUGGGACUCGUUGAGCGAACCUUGCAACUCAUCAUAAGUAAUCUUUCCAGGUAUCCGGGUUUUGAACAGUGCAUCAGUGUCGUACCUCUUUACUUGAUGAAAGCUUUCACAUGGAGCCCCUAUCAAUGCCCGCCCAUACCGAUACUUACUUCAGACACAGAAGGAGACGACUCCAAAAUGAAUUGGAAGAUAAGCAACCCCUUAUCUCAAUGGGCUCGCAGUAUUGCGUUAUUCUUAUCAAAAGCUGCAGCCGAAGAUCCUGUGAUUGGGUCAUUAAGUCACAUUAUCUAUGCUAUCCCUGAAUUAGCCGUCCAAAUCCUACCAUACAUGCUUCAUGAUGUUCUGCUUGCAGAAUUCCAAGAAGAAGCAAUUGUCCGACAGGAAGUUUCCCAGAUUUUCAAGCAAGCUCUUUGUGAUGUUCAUGACACUACUAUACCACAUGCACGGCUUGCAAUCAACUGCAUUCUAUAUCUUCGAAACCAGCCGAAACCAAAUGAGGCGACAAUAGUAGAACGUGAUGAAUGGCUGGAGAUAGACUUCGCAGAGGCAGCGUUGGCUGCCAGUAGGUGCCGUUUACCAAAGACAGCACUCCUCUUCCUUGAGAUACAUGCAUCUCGUGUAAUCUCUAGCUCUCGCCGUUCCUCGCUAGCCAAAUACGAAGCUCCCUCGGACAUGUUGCAUGGAAUAUUCAAGGACAUAGAUGACCCUGAUUUCUUCUACGGCAUCCAACAACGCCCCUCCCUGGACUCAGUUAUGGAAAGGCUCCAACAUGAAAGUUCAGGGUUUAAGAAUCUCCUCUUCCAAAGUGCACAGUAUGAUAGCGAGAUACAGAUGUCAGCGGACCCAAACGCCUAUGGCGUUCUAAAGGCACUCAACUCGACAAAUUUACAGGGAAUUGCUAAUUCCAUAUUCUCGGCAUCUGGUGGGAGCUUCAAUGACACAUCAAGUUCAUUUGACAGCAUGCUGCAGGCCGCAACAAAUUUAAGACAAUGGGAUAUACCCGUCUCGCCCUUGAAUCCUUCACCUUCCGCGACUGUCUUCCGGGCUUUCCAAAGUCUCAACACGUCAGGGAGCUUGACUGAUGCCUCUAAGUCUAUCAACGAGUGUCUGCUGACAACUUUGGAGUCGCUUACGAGCAGCAGUCGAUCUGCUAUGUCUUUACGAACUGCGAUGAGGGUUCUUGGGAUUAUCACUGAAGUCAGUGACGUUUUGGACGCCAGAUCAACGGAAGAAAUCAAUAAUGAAUGGCAGGAAAUCGCUGCCAGGGAGUCUUGGUUGAAGACCACCAGCGUUCAUGAAAUUAGUGAGAUACUAAACUCACACGAAGCCCUCUUCUCAUCAAUCAACCGAAAGGCUUAUUUAAGAUCUUCGACCAAUAUAAGCGAUCAUGACGCACAGCUUCUAGAGGUCAAAGCCAUUCGGCAAUCACUUCAUAUCACAAGAGCCCAGGGCAUCCAGCAAGCUUCGCUGAAAUCGGCCGUGUGCCUCUCUAAGCUCGCACACCACUGCUCUACACUAGGGAUCAACAUUGAAGGGGCCGCCCAGUUCGAUCUAGCUAAUGUUUUAUGGGACCAAGGUGAAAUGACUGUAUCAAUUCGAAUGCUUCACCAUCUCAAGGAUCAAAAUGACCUACAUAAACAGGUGGUACCAAUCAGCCGUGCAGAACUCCUCGUGACUUUGGGCCACCAUGUCGCUGAGGCACGUCUCGAGAAACCAGAGAUUAUCAUCCAAGACUAUUUAUUAGCAGCAGUCAAGGAGCUAAAAGGCCGCUCGGGGGGUGAAGAAGCUGGGAGAGUUUAUCACGGGUUUGCCACAUUUUGCGACCAACAAUUACAGAACCCCGAUGGUUUGGAAGAUUUUACGCGAGUUGAGCAACUGCGUAACCGUAAGGAAAAGGAAGUGCAAGCGUUGGAAGAUAUGAUGAAGGCUGCUGAGGGAAGGGAGAGGGAGGCUCUCAAAUUUCAUCGAACAAGGACAAAGCAGUGGUUUGAUCUUGAUGACCGUGAAUACCAACGUCUGCGAAGAAGUCGGGAAUCCUUCCUACAACAAUGUCUCGAGAACUAUCUCCUUUGUCUGAGAGAGAGCGAAACUUACAACAAUGAUGUCCUCCGCUUCUGUGCACUAUGGCUUGACAAGUCUGACAGCGAAAUCGCAAAUGCGGCCGUUUCCAAGCAUCUCAGUCAAGUUCCAAGCCGAAAAUUUGCCCCCUUGAUGAAUCAGUUAACCUCGCGCCUGCUGGAUGUGCCUGAUGAGUUCCAGAAGAUGCUCUUCUCUCUGAUUACUCGCAUUUGCGUUGAGCACCCAUUCCAUGGUAUGUAUCAAAUAUUUGCGAGCAGUAAGUCCAAGGGAGGAAAGGAUGAAUCGGCGCUAUCACGCAAUCGAGCAGCCGGGCGAUUAGUUGAAGGCCUAAAGAACGACAAGUAUAUUGGGCCGACAUGGGUCGCCGUUCACAACACCAAUAUCAGUUAUGUACGAUUUGCCAUUGACAGGCCAGAUGAAAAAUUGAAGAGCGGCGCAAGGGUUCCGCUGCGGAAACUCCAAACUGGCGCACGCCUCGAGCAGGAUGCCGCAACACAGAAACUACCACCACCCACGAUGAAUAUUGAAAUCCGAGUUGAUUGCGAUUAUAGUGAUGUACCGAAGCUUGUUAGGUACCAUCCCGAGUUCACUAUCGCAUCCGGCGUCAGUGCGCCAAAGAUUGUCUCGGCUUUUGCAAGUAAUGGUUUACGGUAUAAGCAGCUGUUUAAAGGAGGGAAUGAUGAUUUGCGGCAAGACGCUAUCAUGGAACAAGUAUUUGAACAAGUUAGCAAUCUUCUUAAGGACCAUCAGGCUACUCGGCAGCGAAAUCUGGGAAUUCGCACAUACAAGGUUUUGCCUCUUACGUCGAAUGCGGGAAUAAUCGAAUUCGUGCCACACACCAUCCCCUUGCAUGAUUAUCUGAUGCCUGCACAUCAAAAAUACUAUCCGAAGGACAUGAAACCAAACGUUUGCCGCAAGCACAUUAGCGAUGUUCAAACACGAUCACUUGAGCAACGCGUUAGGACAUACCGACAGGUUACUGAACACUUCCAUCCUGUUAUGAAGUACUUCUUCAUGGAAAAGUUUAACAAUCCCGACGACUGGUUUAGCAAAAGGCUUUCGUAUACUCGAAGCACAGCUGCCAUCUCAAUCUUAGGUCAUGUUCUCGGUCUCGGCGAUCGCCAUGGCCAUAAUAUCUUGCUAGACGAGAGGACUGGCGAAGUGGUACAUAUCGACUUAGGGGUUGCAUUCGAACAAGGCCGGGUGCUACCGGUCCCCGAAGUCGUUCCAUUCCGUUUGACACGAGACCUUGUCGAUGGGAUGGGGGUUACCAAGACCGAGGGUGUCUUCCGCCGCUGUUGCGAGUUCACGCUUGAAACCUUACGACGAGAGUCCUACAGUAUCAUGACCAUCCUUGACGUGCUUCGUUACGAUCCACUUUACAGCUGGACUGUGUCCCCUUUGAGGAUGAAGAAGAUGCAAGACGCCUCCGAAGCUGGGGGCGGACCUCCCAUGCUGCCUGGUGCUGCCGACCAACGGCCAAGCAAUGAACCAAGCGAGGCCGAUCGUGCGUUGACGGUUGUAGCAAAGAAGUUGGGCAAGACAUUGAGUGUUACGGCUACUGUAAAUGAGCUGAUCCAGCAAGCAACCGACGAAAAGAACCUGGCCGUCCUUUAUUGCGGUUGGGCUGCCUAUGCUUAA